AACGCUGGGUAAUAAUGCAACGAGUGCGGCUAGCGAAGGAAAGACAGUUUUCAUGAUGAUGUGCCAAGUUGGGAAGGGAAAGGAUAUGCACGACGGCAACCCAACGGCUAGUCUGUUUUAUACCGUUGACAAUGGAAAACGAGUGAUUACACCCGGCAGAAUAUACGAUUGGCCCAAGAUGUCGGAAACGAUCUUUCUGCUCGUUGAGCACCGACAAAGGCUCAUUGUCGGUUUGAACGGGACGGUAGCCAGAACAAUUGGUCAAUCAACGGAACGGUGCGGCGGACCGCUUCUAAUUCGUUCUGGGAUAGAAUUACAGGAGAGCAUGUCGAACAACACCCCUAUUUGA
Messenger RNA from Acaulospora colombiana, 349 nucleotides. Lineage: Eukaryota; Fungi; Glomeromycota; Glomeromycetes; Diversisporales; Acaulosporaceae. The record is from the annotation of a GenBank genome assembly.